GACCGCCUACAACGCUUAAGAAAACGUAGAAGAAGAAGAAAGUUCCGCCCUCCGACCGCAGAGUAAAUUGGGCGGGUCGAAACCGAAACACAUUGGACACAUAUAAACCAGCAGACGCUUUUGUUUCUGUCUGUUGAUCCUGAGGGGCAGUAGUGGGAACCAUGGCAGAGGCAGACCGACCAGGGAAGCUCUUCAUCGGCGGCCUGAACACUGAAACUAGUGAGAAGGUCCUUGAAGCGUAUUUCAGCAAGUUUGGCAGAAUAUCAGAAGUUCUGUUGAUGAAGGAUCGUGAAACGAACAAAUCUAGAGGCUUUGCAUUUGUAACUUACGAAAAUCCCGGCGACGCAAAAGAUGCUGCGAGGGAAAUGAAUGGAAAGCCCUUUGAUGGAAAGCCUAUUAAAGUGGAACAGGCCACAAAACCUCAGUUUGAGUCUUCAGGACGCCGUGGUCCGCCUCCAUCACGGAGUCGUGGCUCUUCCAGAGGUCUGCGAGGGUCUAGGGGAACAUCAAGCAGAGAACCCUUUUUUAAAGGCAUGUCAUCCAGAGGGCCACCGCCACUGAAGAGAGGCCCCCCAGUGCGGAAUGGAGGACCCCCACCCAAGAGAUCUGCACUGUCUGGGCCAAUGGGAAGAUUGUCCAGAGACAGGGACCCAUACGGCCCCCCUCCUCGCAGAGAUUCUCUGAUGUCACGGCGUGAUGAUGGUCCUCCACAUCGUGAUGAUCACUACAGUAGCAAAGACAGUUACUCCAGCCGUGACUACAUGAGUUCACGGGACAGUCGAGACUAUGCCCCGUCACCACGUGAUUACCCAUACCGGGAGUAUUCGGGCCAUUCCAGUUCUAGAGAUGACUAUGGGUCGGGAUCCAGAGGUUACAGUGAUCGAGAUGGUUACGGUGGAGGACGAGAGCCCAGGGGUUACAUGGAUCGGCCCAGUACGGGCUCCUAUAGAGAUCCUUACGACGGUUACGGUAACUCACGCAGCGCCCCACCCUCAAGGGGUCCCCCUCCGUCCUACAGUGGGAGUGGCGGAAGCAGUCGUUAUGACGACUAUGGCAGCAGUUCCAGGGAUGGAUAUGGCGGUCGUGACAGUUAUCCCAGCAGUCGGAGUGACCCGUACUCCACUAGUCGUGGUGACCGUCCGGGUAGGCAGGAGCGAGGGCCACCCCCUCCUCUUGAGAGAGGCUAUCAUCGCGAAUACAGCAGCUCGAGUCGUGGGGCGCCUCGAGGUGGUGGCCGCGGCGGUCGGCCAGAUAGAGGAAUGGCCCGGAACCGAUACUGAGAUGGACUAUGAUGUGGA
This is a messenger RNA of Cyprinus carpio (common carp), 1298 nucleotides long. RefSeq names its product RNA-binding motif protein, X chromosome. Gene Ontology annotation, cellular component: spliceosomal complex. The record is from RefSeq and is a predicted model, not a curated record. NCBI's taxonomy places the organism in Eukaryota, Metazoa, Chordata, Actinopteri, Cypriniformes, Cyprinidae. Gene Ontology annotation, biological process: positive regulation of mRNA splicing, via spliceosome. Gene Ontology annotation, molecular function: RNA binding.